This is a messenger RNA of Brassica oleracea var. oleracea, 1101 nucleotides long. RefSeq lists its product as uncharacterized. The record is from RefSeq and is a predicted model, not a curated record. Bases 1 to 1101 code for a protein of 366 amino acids. Lineage: Eukaryota; Viridiplantae; Streptophyta; Magnoliopsida; Brassicales; Brassicaceae. The transcript has a single exon.
AUGUCUCUGCUUCUCAGAAGGUUAUGGAAGCUCUGCCAUGGGAAACCUGCAGGGGCGGUGGUGAAAAGAUCAUCACUUCUUCUUAGCUCUAAUAGCUACUCAUCUUCUUCCUUGCUUCAGACCCCUCCUUGCUUCGUCCUCACAGUUGCUCCUUGUGGAGAGGAUCUUGGAAAACUUGUGAUUGUUAAGGCUAAUGAGUUUUGCAUCACUGACUUGGAAAAGAAGGUACCUCUGGAUCUGGUGGAUACAGAUGAAAUGCUAAUGGUCGGGGCAUCUAAUGGCUGGGUAGCUACUUUGAAGGACGACGGCAUAGUGCGUCUCCAAGAUGAUCUAAACCCUUUUGCAUCUGAUACAAACCCUAAACGCAUUCCCCUGCCUCCUCUUGUCACUCUUCCUCGCUGCCAAACCCAAAUGGUCACCAACAUGGCGAUGUCCUCGUCUUCUCCCGAGGACAUGGACUGUGUUGUCUCUCUCAAGUUCUUUGGACCUCAGCUGAGCUUUUGCAGACCAGGAGGUAAACCCGAGUGGACCAACAUCAGAAUCGCAAACCCCUGCUUCUACUCAUCCCCUGUCGUGUUUUCCAAGAAACACGGCAUGUUUCGCAUUCUCGCGUCUGGUGGAUACCUUAUUGGAUCGUGGGAUGCCCGCACAGACAAGAAGAGCAAACCCAAGUUCCAGAGGUUGCGGUUUCGAAACGUUCCCAACCUGAGCAAGACCAAACGUGAGCUUUUGAGUUCGUGUUGCACGAGCGAGCACUUGGUGGAGUCAGGAACCACCGGUGAAACUUUCUUGGUUAAGCUGUACAGGAGGCCUAGGGCUAGCGGUUCAGAGAAAAUGCAAACCAAAGCUUUGAUGGUGUUCAAGAUUGACGAUGAAGGUAACGCAGUUUACACUCAAGACAUUGGAGAUCUCUGCAUUUUCCUCUCAAAGUCUGAACCUUUCUGUGUCCCUGCUAGCUCCUUCCCUGGCAUGACCUCUAACCGGGUCGCCUUCUUGGAUUUUGACGAGAACGUUUAUAUUAGUGUGCCCUGUUCCAAUAUCAUUGGUGGCAAUUGUCCUUACGUAGCCCCUUACCAUAUUCCACCUCAAAAUAUAGUCUAA